UUCUUUCCAUUUGGAGCUGUCUGAGGAGGAAAGAUACUGCGAGUGAAAUUGGCGGAGUAUAAGAGAGUAGGAAGAGAGGCGAGGAAGGGAAAUUGAAUUAAGAGUUGUGUUGUGAAUGUCGAUCCAAAUGGAGGAAAUGGGGCCACUCAAACUCUACUUCAUACAUUUCUUAGCAGCAGGUCACAUGAUCCCUCUAUGCGACAUAGCCACACUCUUCGCCUCACGUGGCCAUAACGUCACCAUCAUCACCACCCCUUCCAACGCCCAAGUCCUCCGCAAAUCCAUCCCCUCCCACCCCCUCCUCCGCCUCCACGCCGUCCACUUCCCCUCCCAGGAGGCGGGCCUCCCCGACGGCAUCGAAAACAUCUCCUCCGUUGAGGACGCCGAAAACCUCGCCAAGAUGUUCCACGCCACCGCCAUGCUCCAGCCGCCCAUCGAGGAAUUCGUGGAGCAGCACCCACCGGAUUGCAUCGUGGCGGACUUUCUGUUCCCUUGGGUGGAUGAGCUUGCGAACAAGCUUUGCAUCCCCCGACUGGCCUUCAACGGCUUCUCCCUCUUCACCAUCUGUGCCGUGGGCUCUCCCCAUGAAUAUGAAUAUGAUAAUGAUUCUCUUCACAUUCCGACUCUCCCUCACCCCAUCACCAUCAACGCAACCCCCCCAAAGGAGUUGACUGAAUUCCUCCACACCAUGCUCCAGACGGAGCUCAAAAGCCAUGGCUUAAUCGUCAACAGCUUCCUGGAACUGGACGGAGAAGAGUACAUUGGUUACUACGAGAAAAGCACGGGCCACAAGGCCUGGCAUCUGGGGCCGGCCUCUCUUAUUGGCAGAAGUGCUCAAGAGAAAGCGGAGAGGGGCCAGAAGAGCGUGGUGAGCGUGGAGGAGUGUCUGACGUGGCUGGACUCGAAGCGAGUGGAGUCGGUGGUGUACAUAUGCUUCGGGAGCCUUUGUCAUUUCCCUGAUAAGCAGCUACAGGAGAUAGCAUGCGGGAUAGAAGCGUCGGGUCAUGAAUUCAUAUGGGUGGUUCCGGAGAAGAAAGGGAAGGAGAAUGAGAGGCAGGAAGAGAAGGAGAAGUGGCUGCCUAAGGGCUUUGAAGAGAAAGAGAAGGGAAUGAUCAUUAGGGGGUGGGCCCCUCAGUUGCUUAUUCUCAACCACCACGCCGUGGGGGCCUUUCUCACGCAUUGCGGCUGGAACUCCACCGUCGAGGCUGUCACUGCGGGGAUUCCAAUGCUUACCUGGCCUGUGCAUGGAGAACAGUUUUAUAACGAGAAGCUCAUAACUCAGGUGCGGGGUAUUGGGGUGGAGGUUGGCGCAGCGGAGUGGACCUCCAUUGGUUUUGGGGAGAGACACAAGUUGGUCACCAGAGAUAGCAUUCAGAAUGCUAUCACCCGCUUGAUGGACGCCGGUGAUGAAGCAACACAAAUCAGACGCCGCGCAAAAGAGUUUGCUCAAAAGGCCAGAAAAGCUGUUAAAGAAGGAGGUUCGUCUCACAAUAAUUUAACCGCGCUCAUUCACGAUCUAAAGCGUUUGAGGGACGCUAAACUUCUCUGAAUAUCUCUUGCCAUAAUUUCUUUUUUUGGGUUUAGUGUGUAUCCAUAUAUAUGCUCAUAAAGGACUUGGAACUUUCUGUCAUAUCGUUAUUACCAAAGUCUUGUCAAUGACACAAUUUGUACGUUUUGUUCUCCGUGAAUUGGGUACUUUAACAUCCCAAAAUUUACUUAAUCCUCCUCCGAAAGUCAUUAUCCCAAAAAUCUUCCGGGAAAGUUAUAUUUUUGUAUUAUCGUUAAUUUAAGUGUCGCAUAUAUAAUUCGGCCGGUGUAACACUUCU
This is a messenger RNA of Cajanus cajan (pigeon pea), 1826 nucleotides long. RefSeq names its product UDP-glucosyl transferase 73CC6. The record is from RefSeq and is a predicted model, not a curated record. Lineage: Eukaryota; Viridiplantae; Streptophyta; Magnoliopsida; Fabales; Fabaceae. Gene Ontology annotation, molecular function: UDP-glucosyltransferase activity.